ACUGGUCAAGCUCACACUAUCCGGUGGAUAUGCUCUUCAAGCCAAACGCGUGUUUUUCCCAGCGCUCAAAUCACUUACUCUAUAUUUAACUUCAAGGCUUGAUCAUCCCAACUUUUGUCGGCUCAUCGAUGGCUGCCCUGUACUGGAAGAACUGUUCAUAUGUGAAGCUGAUUCUUGGGAUAUGCCAUGUUGCGGUGUAGGUGUGGAAAGUGCAUCCAUCAAGCGACUUGUGGUUUCUGUCAAUCUUCCGGGUUCUAAACACGAUCACCAUGUAGCUUAUUUCAAAGCAGCAAGUCUUCUUUACCUUGACUAUUCUAGUUAUGUCUCUGAAAAUUAUGAGUUAACUGAUUUGGGUUCGCUUGUCGAAGUCAGGCUGAGUCUCCGGUUAUGGGACUCAACUAAAGAUUAUGAUUAUUCUGAUGAAGAUGAUGACUAUUAUGGUUACUAUUAUGAUGAUGAACCGGCUAUAUUUGGUGAUAUUACAAAUCUAGUUGCAGACAAAGAUCUCCAAGGAGGUGGAGCACUCUCAGAGACCAAGGCCAAACCAGUUGAUUUGGUGGUGGAGAGUAUUAGUAUCUUAGGCUUUAUUGAGUUGGAUCUUGUGGAAGAAUCACCGCAGAAGAGAGUAAGAGGCGAUCCUCCGCCGCCUGAUCAUCCCGCCGGUAACGAUGAUCAAACAAACGACCUUGAUGUUGAGAGUGAUGUUGCACGACAAAUACAAAAUUUAGGCACUCUAUUAGGCAUAGAGGUGAACCUUACCAAUAUCCUAUUAGAGAGAAAUGCUGUACCGGGUCUCUUCAAAUCGCAUUUCCACUAUCAUGAGUCUUGUGCAUUGGUCGGUUGCACGCUUCCUCGAGAGAAGACUUUCGCUGACAACAAACGUUACUGCUGUCGUGGCCAUAAAAAGCUCUCUUCAAAAUGGUCUGAGAAGAAGGCAGCAUUUCAUGUUUAUGACGGUUUAAAUGAGAACAAAGUUCAAAGAGAUGAGCUUUGUUGCACGACCGUGAAGCUUAAAGCGGAUGGGAUAGACGUUGGCAUUCCUACUCUAGAAACCAGCAGUGUCUUCACCAAACCUCCUUGGGAAAACGAGGACCUCUUCCCCACAGCUCUUCGUGAUCACGAAGGGAGCCGAGACUACUUAUUUUUUGCCACACCUCCUCCCUUUUACAUCACAUAUGACAAGGCCCUACCGAUCAAGUGGAAACCAAACCCUCGCCUUAAACGACAAAUCAAUGGCCAAGAGGUCGCUAUUACUGGCUUGACCAUAAACGUACCACUUGAUGCAGAGGGACAGAAGAGAUACGCAUGGAAACUCUUUCUCUACCAGUAUAGAGAUCUUUCCCUCUACUGUCUCUCGUUGGUGGUCCAAGGAGCUCUACGCCUAAAACUCCCUGCUAAAACGCCAAAACAGAAACGGCCCAAACCUGAUGAAGACCCGAAUGGUGGUGAGGAAAAAGGGAAAGAGAUCAGAGAAGUUUCUACUCAUGUAAUCCCAAAUUCAAAUACUGGUAAGACCAAGCCACCUACGACUAGGAGACAAGGCAGAGGCAAGGAUAUUGUUGCCUCUGGAAACACCAUGAGUAAAUGCUGUUCUGUCUUUGACGACUUUGGCCUGGAAAAAGUCAGGCAGGUUUACUUUGCUGAUGUGUGUGGAUCAACUCUAGACUCUCACCAUGGAUUUGUUGCUGAAUGUGGUCCAUCUAGGGAUGUAGACUUAGGCUUUCAUGUGGAUGAUUCAGAAGUAACAUUGAAUGUUUCUCUGGGUAAACAAUCUGUGGGAGGGGAAUUAUAUUUCCAAGGCGCAAGUUACAAUAACAUUGGGAAAAGAUAUGAUGCAAAGUCAGAGGUUGCCGUUUUUGCUCCUUCACGGUCAUCACCCUAUGUUACCAUAACACUAAAGACCAUGUUUGAGCCACUUUACAGGGAGUUGUAUACAUUUGACCCCACAUUCUUUUUCACCCCCUCUUUCCUGAAGGCCAUCAAUGGAGACACAGUGGAAAGCUUUGGAAGUGUAGUUUCUGUAUCGUCUCCAGGAAUAUUUGUCUCUGAAAUGCUUCAGCCUAAAUUCUAUGAGAUGAUGCUAUCAAAGGUAGAUAAGUUCGGAGAGUGGGUUAAUGUGGCAAAGAUCCAGAUCACGAAACCAAACACCAUGAGGAAAUACGGUACCUUGCUUGACAACUUUGGACUGGAUAGCAUGCUUGAAAAUAUCAUGGAGGUGUUCCCGGAAGUGUGUGGAUCAAAGUCUGACUCUCAGAAUGGAUUUGUUGUUGAAUAUGGCACAGAUAGGGAUAUUGACUUAGGCUUUCAUGUGGAUGAUUCAGAACUAACAUCGAAUGUGUCUUUGAGUAAACAUUUUGAGGGAGAGGAAUUAUAUUUCAGAGGCACACGAUGCAAGAAACAUGAUGUGAAUACAGAUACAAAGCCAGAGGAAAUGUUUGGUGACUCUCACACACCGGAUCAGGCUGUACUACGCCAUGGUGAUAGAGCAACAACAUCUGGUCAUGGGGUCGAUAUGAUUCUUUGGUCCAGAAGAGAUGCAAUCAUAUCAGAAGGAAUUCUCAAGCUGAUGCGGUCAAAGCUUCUGAGAAAAGAAAUAAAAGCAAAGCCAGACUCUUGUUGCCAGAAGAAAGAGGGUGAAGCUGAAGCUUGAUGAAACCAUACCCGUAGCUUACACAAAUAGCAAUCAAUCGGUCAAGCCCUGAAAGUAUUACUAUUCUGCUUUGACACUUUACUUGGAAAAAAAACUGAGUAUUUUGGGGCUCUUUGUGUUCUGAAACUUCUUGUCUCUCACGUUACUAUGUACAUGAAUUUUUUACCUGCACAAGGAACAAGGUUAUAGUAUAGUAUUGAUCUCAAGAAGUCGUAGAAUUUUACUUCUUGUUGGCGGAUGAAUAAUCCCAAUUUUUUUUC
Molecule: messenger RNA, 2910 nt
Organism: Arabidopsis arenosa
Lineage: Eukaryota; Viridiplantae; Streptophyta; Magnoliopsida; Brassicales; Brassicaceae
Source: the annotation of a GenBank genome assembly